This is a messenger RNA of Nanorana parkeri, 483 nucleotides long. RefSeq names its product mpv17-like protein 2. NCBI's taxonomy places the organism in Eukaryota, Metazoa, Chordata, Amphibia, Anura, Dicroglossidae. The annotation marks the transcript as partial. The transcript is spliced from 3 exons. Gene Ontology annotation, cellular component: cytoplasm; membrane. Gene Ontology annotation, biological process: mitochondrial ribosome assembly. The record is from RefSeq and is a predicted model, not a curated record.
ACAGUUUGGUCCUUGCCUGCUCAAUGCUUAUCUGCUGGCUACAGAUUUGUGAAAACAAUGACUCUCCAGGGUAGGGUAUUAAUAAAGCAGCUUACGGGCUGUUGGCACAAAAUGUUUACAGAGCAAAAUUUGCUGGUGACAAACACAGUGAGCGGUGGGAUACUCUUGGCUGUAGGAGAUACUGUUCAACAGACAAGGGAGAUCAGAAAAGAUCCUGAGAAAAGUCGAGACUGGCAGAGGACAGGUAGGAUGUUUGUCAUUGGUGCUUGCUUGAGUCCAGUGGAUCACUAUUGGUAUAUCUGGCUGGAUCGUGCAUUACCGAGUGCAUCAAUGCGAACAGUAGUGAAGAAAGUUCUCAUUGAACAAAUUCUGGCAUCUCCCAUCGUUAAUGCUCUAUUUUUCUUGGGUAUUGGCUCCUUGGAGGGACAAACUCUGAAUGGGAGCUUGAAUGAAUUUCGAAGCAAAUUCUGGGAAAUGUAUAAG